GUCGCUUCGAAAUGGCUAGCACCGAGAGUCUGGAUGGCAGUGCUUUUGAGGGCGACAUCUCGGAGGUGCCUCAUGUGGGUCACCUCACCACUGAACCCCAGGAGUUGGAGUGCCCAGCCUGCCAGGAGUUACAGAUUACCCGUGUAAAACCGGAGGCGGUGACCGUUCUACAGAAGAUUGUCUGCUCGCUGAAUGUGCUCUUCUGUUGCAAUCCCAUUCGCUGGAAGGGUCGCCAUGAUGUCAAUCACUACUGCAGUUCCUGUGGCUGCUUCAUUGGACGAGACAUCACCCUGAGUUGGUACAAGAGGACUCUCUUCCGCCUCCAAAGAGGGGAGGUGGAGGACCAUGGACGCUGGCAGAGAUUCAACAAAGUGGAGAAGGAGGAGCUCGACGAGAAGAAGCUGGGCAGACAGCGCCAGGCUCUAGAAUCACAUGAGAAUUAUUAA
Messenger RNA from Drosophila subpulchrella, 446 nucleotides. RefSeq lists its product as uncharacterized. NCBI's taxonomy places the organism in Eukaryota, Metazoa, Arthropoda, Insecta, Diptera, Drosophilidae. The record is from RefSeq and is a predicted model, not a curated record. The transcript has 2 exons. Bases 12 to 446 code for a protein of 144 amino acids.